Messenger RNA from Etheostoma spectabile (orangethroat darter), 9502 nucleotides. RefSeq names its product shroom family member 3 (gene shroom3). The transcript has 26 exons. Lineage: Eukaryota; Metazoa; Chordata; Actinopteri; Perciformes; Percidae. Gene Ontology annotation, molecular function: actin filament binding. The coding region runs from base 467 to 6655 and encodes 2062 amino acids. The record is from RefSeq and is a predicted model, not a curated record. Gene Ontology annotation, biological process: actin filament organization. Gene Ontology annotation, cellular component: apical junction complex; adherens junction; cortical actin cytoskeleton.
CUUUUCGCUCAGUGAGUCGCAGUAAAUUCUAUUGUGAUGCUAAACUGAUUUUCGGAAGAGAGAUAGAAAGAGAGAGACAGACAGACAGACAGACCGACACAGGAUAGAGAGAGAGAGGGGUUCGUAUUUCUGUUUGAGCAUCUUGAAAUUGUAUGACUUUUUACUCUCAGUAAACUUUUUAACCUUCUAUCCAGACUCUAACUGACAGUUUCGGGGUGUUGCUGAGUAUAUUUGCCAGAGAAUCAGCUCUCUGCGCUUCAGGAAUGCACUUUGCAGGAAACGCAGAUCGGUGCUCCAGCACCUCUUUCGUUCCUUUUUCUUAUCGAGGAGUUAUAACUGAAUGAAGGAAAUGCGCUUGUGAAGGAGAAAUCGUUUUCUGCAGUCCGGUUUCCCCUUCCUCAGUCCGCCUGGGCCGCAGCCGGGCUGAGGACCGAGGAGCCCGGAUUGAGCGCUCUCUGGCUUGGACAUGGAGAACGGUGUCCAGGCGGGGCUCCAACAGGCGGCGGGCGGAGGUGGAAGCGACGGCUGGGUGCUGGUGGAGGCCCGGCUGCAGGGAGGAGCGCCGUGGGGAUUCACCUUGCAGGGCGGCCUGGAGCACGGAGAACCGCUCAUCAUCUCCAAGGUAGAGGAGGGUGGUAAGGCGGACAGUUUGGAGCAGCCUCUGAUGGUGGGGGAUGAGAUUGUCAUCAUCAACGACGUGGAGCUGACUGGAUACAGACAGGAGGCCAUCGCUCUGGUCAAAGGAUCGUACAAGACUCUGCAGCUCACCGUCCGCAGGGAGUUUGAACCAGGACAUAUCGAGGAAUUUGGUACUUCAUGUCCAACCCUCGAAGAUAUUCCUCCUCCAUCUUCUUCUCCUCCUUCAUCUCUAUUGCUUCCACCGCCACCACCACCACCACAACAACCACAACAACAACAACAAACACAAUGGUCAUCCCACCACAGCAGACCAUGUUUAGCAGGAGGAGUUCAGCUACGCAUCAAGAACAGACGUAGCGAACCAGCAUCUCGUCCUCACUCAUGGCAUUCAACGAAGCUCAGUGAAGGUCAGCAGCAGUCGGCUCAGAGAGGGAUGGACAAGAUGAGCAGCGCCUGGCACCACAACUACCACACGAGUGCCUCGACCACUGACCUGUCCGGCGGGUUUGACUCUGGCGGCAGCUACAUGAGAAAGAGUCCGGACCAGUACAGCUCUAGGGGCAGCAUGGAGAGCCUGGACCAUCCUUUGUCCUCCAAUCUUCACUCUGGAGCUAAGCACCCCCACGCCCACAGCGGACCUCACCCCGCCUACUCUUCCUGCCACCAGCUGUCCUCUUCCAGGUCUUCCAACAGCAUUGACCACCUCCACAGUAAACGAGACUCUGCCUACUCCUCCUUCUCCACCAGCUCCAGUAUCCCGGAGUACCUCGCCUCCACCCCUUCUUUCAGUCCAGAGCGUUCAUUUUCACUGGAGACCGUCCCUCAGAGAGGAGGAGAGAUUCAGCAGGCUGACAUAUGUUAUGUCCAGACGGUUUACGACACCCAGCAGGGCCUAUCUCAAGAGAACGAGCUGAGCUCCCCCUCUGUUGCGCUGAUGCGGACCAGUAAUUCCAGAGGUGGGGCGAGGCCAGGGCUAAACCAAGAUCGGCAAGAUUCAGUAGGUGGGGUCUGUUACCAUGGCAGCAGCAGUGUCAGCAGCAGUAGCGGCAGCAGCAGUGAUGGCGUACUGGCAUCAAACAGACACAGUGUGGGUCCAAUAUGGGGCCCGGCAGCCAGCCACAGCUCCUACGAGAGCCUUAAGGGGGCACCGGCUCCACCGAGACGUAGCGACAGCUACGCAGCCAUCAGGAACCAUGAAAGACCAAAUUCCUGGUCCAGUCUUGAACACGCCCGGUCACUACGGUCUCUGCAGAAAGGUUCCUGGCAUCACUCCAGUGGCCCUGUUGCCUCAGGUGGAGCUAAAGGCUCGUACGGCGCUGAGGGUCUCCUCCACACAGUGAUAGAGAAGAGUCCAGAAAGCAGCCCCACCACAAAGCCUCGUCAGGGUGGAGGCUUUCCCCAACCCCCUUCCGUUACUGGACCCUACUCUGAACCUGCAGACCCUGUCUCCCAAUCUGGCUGGCUCAUUCAGCCCACCAGCAUGUACCCUGUCCCCCAGCUUGAGCCACACUACGCACAGAUGCCCAGCGCCAACCACAGGCCAGGCUCCUCGGGAGUCUACGACACACUGGCCAAGGACAGCAGCGGACAGCAGCAGCUGCUGCAGGGUGUCAGAGGUAGAAAGGAAGGAGCAACAGAGAAGCAGAGGGAUUUAAGGAUGUCAGCUACAGAAAACGGAUACCAAAACAACACUACUUCUUCACUAUACCCCUAUUCCUCUUCUACAACAUCUGCCUCUACACAGCUUAGCACUCCAGCACACGAGGCAGACAGGCCUCAACAAGAAGAGGUUAAGUCUGACCAUACAAGGGACAAAAGGCCUCUAAACCACCAGGGACCUCAUGUUCAAUGCUUCCAAGGGUCCCAUCUUCAUGCAAGCCAGAGAACCCACAGCCAAUUGUUCCAGGAACAGAACCAGGAUUUCCAUAUUCCCCACGUCCAAUCGACUGCUGGACUCAGACUUCCAUCCUCACAAGAGUGGGGGGACACCUGCAUACCUGUCCAGUCCAAGGGAGACAUAAACAGAUCAAUGGACCAGGCCAGCAUUCAUUCAGAGCCAGUGGCAUCCACCAGGCUCACCCAGGGAGAACUGUCUCUUACCCACUUACCUGUUCACCCUCAGCCUCAGGAUUUACCCCCCUAUGCCUCCCAGCAUCACCCCCGUCACCUCAGUGACUCAGCAGUUCUGCAGUACCAGCACUGGGACAACAAACAGCAGGACAAAGACAGGGAACACCCACUGACCCGUCUGGAGAUUGCCCUUGCCGAAGUCCAGCGAUGCGCCAGCCCCAGCAGUGUCUCUGCAUGUAACCAUGGCAACAGUAGUCUUGGUAAUGACAGCCAGGGACCUGUCCGCAGCCUCUCUGUCCUGGAGAAGGUCAGUCGCUUUGAGCGCCAGGAAUGCACCGGAAAGCCGCGCAGUCUCAGCACCACCACCGUACAAGACAAGGCCACGCAUUUAAGGAUGUCUGAUAAAGGCUUCAGCACCCCAUGUGGAGCAGAUGACCUCAGAAACAUGCUUGAGAGAAGCACCAGCAGGGUCAAAGCCCACAGGACUCUUAGCUACAGAGGAGGCAGUAGCGAACAUACGAAAUACAGGACCCCAGCAGAUCCCAGUUCAGCCCUCCAGAGGAGCCGCAGCAGCUUCCAGCUGGACGAAUCCAGGGAGGGUGACAGCAGCAAAGACUUCCCCCGGACACAGGACAUCCAAGAGAUGCUGGGCUACAUGCAAGACACGUCCUUGAACAGACGGAGAGACCUCAGCUCCUCGAUCAGCCCCCCAUCUCCUGCAGCUACUCCUCUCAUCUCCUCCUCCAGCAGCAAUCAGCCUCCACCUGUCCUUGCCAAGCACCACUCCCUGGAGAAAAAAGGCCCAAAAACCAUGCCCAAACCACAGGGCAUUGUCAUUACACCACAGUCGCAACCACCGCUCACUUCCCUUCACACCCCAAAGGAGCGGCAUGUGGUCAGCCCAGAGACUCGAGGCCCGAGCCCCCCAGCCCUCCCCAGCCUCCCACCGGUUGGACCUCCUGCUGUGAUGCGGAUCUGUGGCCGCAAGCGGCUGACAGUGGACCAGAAGAAGCAAUCAUACUCUGAGCCAGAAAACAUGAACAAGGUUGGAAUUUCAGAUGCAGAGACAGACGCCCUUUUCAAGCGUGGAGGAGAGACCAGCGUGGCAGAUCGGCGGAAGAUGUUUGAGCUUGUAGCAAGUCGUGUCGGGGCUUUGCAAAAUGCCACCUCAAGGCCCGACCUGCGGCAGCUUCAGCACAACGCUUUGGCUGAUUACGUGGAGAGAAAGAGAAGUGUAAAAAGAGACAAGGGAGGACAGAGGAGUGGACUGAGGCCCCGUAGUGUCUAUCUACAGCAUGAAAACAGCAACUAUACAGACUCCUCUUGUCACUCUGACACCCUAAGCCUCUCCUCCACCUCCAGCCUGCUCUCACUCCAGGACUCUGGCACAGAUCGUAGCUUCUCCUUCGGAGAGAGGCGUCUCUGCUCCACCCUGCCUCCUGAAGCUGACCUGCGGAGCCUCCAGUCCAACCUUUUCUACCCGGGCAGGGUGACUAUUCCAAGAGCUCCGGCGCAACCACCUCUUAGUCCUCCUUCUGGUUCCCUUCCUGAGCCACAGGCCCAGAUCUUCGAGAAUAUCAUCCCUGACGCAGGGCUCAGCAGACAGAGUCAGUCCUCCAGCAGAGACCUGGACCUGGACCCGCAAUCGCUUGCCACAGAGCCUCAACUCAACAGAAGACUGUCCAAGCAGCUCAAUGGGGUUCUGCAGAGGGCUGGGUCAGCUCGGGACUCCAGGAAGACGGCUUCUGCUGAGAAUCUCCUGGAGAAAUCUGAGAAGACACAAAUGACUCCUGAACACUACCGCCGCCGCUCCUCCCCUACAGAAGAGAGACUGAACCAGGACUCCCCUCCAGGUGAUGUCGUGAUGUUUGGGGUCCAUAUAUCUGAACCUGGACAUUACUCUGUGGCUGAGGACAGACCUGCAGAAGUCCAGCUAUCAGACGGCCUCAUCUCUCCUCAACACUCCCAAAACAGUCAGAACACCGUCCAGUCUGCAGGACCUUCGCAAGACCCAAGCUCCUCCCACACUAUUGUCACUCGCAGAGAGCGACAGAGGAACAGUGAGCGCCAACGAGUCCCCAGCACCUCCACCUUGGCAGCCUCUGUUGGCCUGCCCUGCCCUUUAUCCCCACCUGGGACUCAGAACCAAGGAAGCACUGAGUGGCAAGCUAGCAAGAGGCUAAGCCAGGCCAACCUAGAUGCCAUCACCUUCCCAGGCAUCCCACAACCCAGCACAUGUGACGGGGAUGGCGUUACUACUGCUGGCUACAAUGAAACCCUGGUGACGGACAGACAGACAAGACACAGUUUGAGUGACACCAGCAUAUUAGAAGACACGGCAGAGGACACAUAUGGAGGGAGAGCCUUCAGCUUAGAGAUGAGUGGAGGGUGUUCUGCAGAAAACGCCAAACCAGUUGGCCUGCCCCAUUUCCAGCUUGCAUCCCCACUUAAAGGGAAGGACAGUGGGAACAUUGUGUUGUCUCCUCCCCCAUCAUCCCAUCCGCCCAUUCCCCAGCACCUGUCCUCUCUGCGAAUCUCUGAGUCCAGUCUCUCCAGCUCCAUUGACCAGCAGCAACCACUAGAAUCCUCCAUAGGCCUAUUACAGGAGAACUUUGAUGAGGUCUUCCUCCAAAAUCCUGCCUCUCUGUCACCUCCUCCACUAAUCAAAGAGAGAAGCAUCUUGGAGGACUUCCCUACACCUCCUCCUCCCUUCCUGGAUUUGGAGCAGGAAGCUGGACACCAGAUUGUGGAAAGUCCUAGCAUGGAUUUCUUAAACAACCCCGUCCUUUCAGCCAGAAAGUCAUCCCUUCAUUCCCCUCCAAUGUUCCCUUCCUCCUCCUUCUUUCCUUCGCCUAUGUCCAUCCUCCUUCCUUCCCCGAAGCCACAGCCCUCCACAAUCACCUCCAUCACCACAUCCACCUCAACCAAGGACAGCCUAGGUCUUGAGUACCAGCCCCUACCCAAGAGGGAAAAAACAUCUGAGGAGCUGAGAGUGGAAGUGCUGGCCCGGCAGCUGGUGUUGCAGGAUCGCUCGUUGGCUCCCCUCCUGGACACUUGGGGCAGUAAAUCCACUGUAGAGCUCAUGGAGGAGAUUUUUCCAAACAUCAGAUUGGUUGGUAAAUCACCAUGGCAACGAAGGGGCAGUAGCAGAUUGGAGGAAAGAAUCCAAGAUGGCGUCUGUGAUACCGCUCAGAGCACGGUGACGAAUCAAGUGAAGGAGACAGAUCUGGAUGAGGAUGGGAAAGACAUUAACACCAUUAAGGUGGAACUGUGUGAAGCUCUGAGGCUUAGUGUGGCUGCUUUGCGGCAGGAGAAAGAGGUGCUGUGUGAGGAGGAGAGAUGUCACCAGGCGUUGGGGGCGAGCAUUCAAACACUUGUGCUGGAACGUCUCAAAACCAACGAGAGGGAUAAGUACAGCAUGUUCAUUGGAGAUCUGGAGAAGAUCGUGAACCUGCUGCUGUCUCUGUGCAGCCGGCUGUCGAGGAUCAACAGAUCUCUGCACACUCUGGAAAGAGGAGAGCAGCUGACGCAGGAAGACACGACAGAUGAGAGGGAAUCCCUCUAUCACAAACGGUCUCUGCUCCUCAGUCAAACCGAAGAUGCCUGGGAGCUGAAGGAGAACUUGGACCGGCGGCAGCACGUGGUCUAUGCCAUUCUGUCUGGCUACCUCACAGAAUUGCAGCUCCAGGACUACCGCCGCUUUGUCAGCACCAAACCCUCACUUUUGAUUCGCCAGCGGCACCUUGACGACCUCAUACGGCAGGGGGAGGAGCAGCUGACGCAAUUGGCCGAGAGUCUGCCGCAGGAGCAGGCGGAGGCUCACAGUUGGUCGAGAGGGAAUUUAUUCUCAUCAUCAAGCCUGGCCCACUGCUCUUCUACUUUUCCACCCUCUGCUAUUCCAGGCCCCGCCCAGUUAGUCAGGUCCACCACUGUGACCUCACUGUAAUGCCACGGACAGGUCACUAUUAUGAGUGGCGGUGAAGAAUGGGGAAAGAAGAACAGAGACAAUUUACUCCCUAAAAACUCACUUUGAGCUCGAGUGAUGCUCUAAAUUGGAGGAGCUUUACAAAAAGGAAUAUUGGGCCUGUUCAAACUGAAUCAACUAUGUAGAUUUCACAUAUGAAGAAGAAAAGCCUUUAAUGUGUCUCAUUCUAUCCACACUCAACUGUACGUUACACCUCUGUUCACCUCAACAUCAGCAAUCAGUGCUGUUUGGACUAAACCGACUGCUGCCAACAUUUCUAAUGAUCCUCUGCUCUUAAAGGUGAUUUCUAAGGGCCAUAAGGUGUUUUUAGGUUGGAAUUUCAUUGUCAAAUACUUCAAAGGACAAUUCCAUUGUUAUGGGUAAUUCCCUGCAGUUUUCCAGCUCUUAUGUUAAAAAUACUUGAUACUUUGGCUUUCAAUAUCUAAAUAUCUUUCUCAGUAACAACGAGAGCAGCAAUUUAAAGCUGUAAAUGUAAAGUUCAGGCACAAUUUAUGUUCCAUUUUCCAGAUUCCAGAUUAGAAAGCUAGAGGACCUCAAUGUCCUCAGUAGUAGUUUUGGCCCUGUAUCACCAAUAACAUGAGAACUUUUCAGCUGUAAACUCCAAAGGGGUUUUUACUGAUCGGAAUCCUGGACAGCAGUCUGAAUUAAAAGUUAAUUAAUUAAUAGUUAGUUAAUUAAUUUUAAAAGUUGGUGAAAAGUCAGAACACUCUGGAAUUGUCCUUUGAUAACCCUGAUGAUGCUUUCAGGAAUCUCAAACAUUUAGACCUUCCUCCAGGGACUCUAUUUCUACUGACUAGAUGAAGUGAGCAGGAGUUUUAUCUCCAAAAGACAAAAUACUAUCAUUUUUUAGAAUAAUAUUAUCUUGUCAAACAUUUCAGAAAUUGUCUUAAGACCUGGGUCAGCUUUCACACAUGUACAGUCAACUUAUAAAAAUAAAUGGUAACACUUUACUUGAAGUUUUCUACAUAAGAGUGAUGACACAUGAAACCUAACCAUAACCAUAACCACAACCAUAACCCUAACCAUAACCUGUCAUGACAAACCAGAAUUACACUUACUAAAAGAAGCAUUAUGUCAUAAACCUUUAUGACUUGUUUAUGUUUAUGACACAUCCAUGACAGUGUUAUGUCACUCUUAUGUAGAUAUCGUCAAAUAAGGUGUAACCAAAUAAACUAACAUCAAACUUGGAGGGACGCUGAUUUUAUUUUACCGCUACAAAAAUAAUGAAAGCUCUCAGAAACUGAGUGCACAGAUCCUGAACGGUAACUGUUCUGAUUACUGUCACAUGAGACUGUAACACUACUACUAUCACUACUGUCUGUAUGUCUGGAGCUUGUUGCACUUUUUACUGUAGCAGCUUGACUACUGUUUGCUUCAGAAUGUACACUGAAUGAUAAGCAUUGUUCUACUGGUGCCUUUUUGAAAGUUGAUGUGUUGUGAUGUUGAUGUCCAAAAAUGGAGAAGUUUAGAUUCCAAAGAUUUUCACAGGAUAACUUCCGAAUAAUCUCUCAGUCAGUGACCAAUGUCAAGAACAACAAAUGUCACAAUUUACUAACCAAAAUAUAUUUAAUGCGUACAGAAAAUAGAAAAGAAGCAACAACUAAAACAUCAUUAACAGUGUAAUUAUUAGGUACAGGAGGUAUCUUAUUGUUUGUAAACAUACAGAGUUGAUGAACAAAGUUGUCCCUUCCAACUUUUUUUCAACGGACCAGAGAAAGAGAGAGAGAGAGAGUGGUGGAAUGAGAUGAACAUUGGUUGUUAAUAUUAAUGGACAAAGCAUCCGGUUUGGUUUGGUGCUGAAAAUGUGAAAGUGCCUUAAACCUGGAUUCUAUCUGAUCUCCAGCAGGGGGAGACACCUUAAACCUGCAUUCUAUCAGAAUUCCUGCAGGGGGAGACGUCUUAAACAUGCAUUCUAUCUAAAUUCCAGCAGGGGGUGACACGUGCGGUUGCACAAGCAAAGCCGUGGGUCAGAGGGAUAAAACAUUAUAUUCUGAGUGUUCAAACGAUGACAUCAUUAUGACAUCGUCAGGGUUAUAGACUUCUCCUACAGAUCCACAGUAGACUGUUGUCACAAGCUGAGUAGAAUGCCCAUCACAAAACUAAUCUUCUUGAUGUGUAAAAAUGGUUGAUGGCCCCUUUGAUUUUAUGUUAAGGGUCUAUACUCCUCAUGGUUUAAUAAUUGUUGGAAUCAGAAACUAUUUUUUAUGGUCAUCAAUUUGUGCGCAGUUGGUAAAGUACAUAUGAAAAGGAAAAAGGUGCAACGUCAAGACAAUGCAAACAAUAAAAUAGUUAUAGUUAAAAAAGAAAGUGCACCAUCUUCUAUUGUCUAACUUCGUAAGUCACGAUCAUAAAAAAUAUCACUUUUGAAGUUUUUUUUACCUUCAUCUGAGAGUGCACUGUUGGCUCUGGGCAGUAGUUUACUACAGAGCAAAUUUUCCACCUUGGAUUAACUCUGUCUGCCAAUAAAGGAUCAGGAUUAUAUUUGAGUCACAUCAGUUUAUCCAUGUAGCACGUGCUAUUUGGCUUCUCUUCAGUUCAAUUUAUCGAUGGACUCUAAAUGGUUCAAAUAGUUAAAGUGCUGUUCCUCUUUUUACCCGCAUUCUACACCAGAAGUACAUGUUUCCUUUUACGGUUAUAGUUUUUAGAGCACCUUUUAAAUAUUGGGUUUGUCAUAUUCUCUAAACAUUACACCACACAAUAACCCAGGUUUAACUAUUAUUGUUUGUUCAUGUUAUUUUUUGAAUGAAAUUCAAUGUUGGCUUUUUGAAAGAAGGACAAUUAAAGAACAGCUCCUGUUUUUUGCAAAAU